UCUUUGCUAUAUUCGUACCCUGCCUUUUGUCGCUUUGACAACUACCUCGUGUUUUUGGUCUUCCCUUUUUCUGCAACACUCAUCAAGUACGGAAAAUUUUACAGAUUACUUUGCGCAAAGUUCAUUUAACUAUUUGGAUAUAAAUUGUUCAACAAAAUGUCUGUAGAAGUAACAAAAGUAGAGACCACCGUCAAUGCGGAGGAGGGUGUUGAAAAUGCGGCAGCCGAGGCGACAGCUCCGGCCGCUACCGGUGAGGAUGUAAAAAAACAAAAGAAGCCUAAACCAAAUAAUAAAAAAUUGCGUCAAGCUGAGGCAGCGGCGAAAAAGGUUGAUGGUGAAAAUGGCGAAACAGUAAAUGCGGUUGCUAACGGCGAGUCUAAAGAGGAAGCAGAGAAUGCAACAAAUGCAAGCGAAGGUGAUAAAAAGACAGCACCAAAGAAGAAGAAUAAAAACAAAAACAAAGCUGGUAAUAAGAAAGUGCAAACUAAUCCACCAAGUAUACCAAUUGCCGAACUCUUCCCGGAUGGCCAAUUCCCGGAGGGUGAGAUUUUACACCAUCCCACACCUAAAGAUUUGCCCGAUGAUCGCACUGCCAAGGAUCGUUUUACUUCGGAAGAGAAACGCGCUUUGGAUCGCAUGCAUAAUGAUAUCUAUCAGGAAUUACGUCAAGCCGCCGAGGCACACAGACAAACUAGGCAGUACAUGCAAGGUUACAUUAAACCCGGCAUGACUAUGAUACAGAUUUGCGAGGAAUUGGAGAAUACUGCACGCCGUUUGAUUGGCGAAAAUGGGCUGGAGGCUGGUUUGGCAUUUCCCACCGGUUGCUCGUUGAAUCAUUGUGCUGCACAUUACACGCCAAAUGCUGGCGAUACGACUGUCUUGCAGUAUGAUGAUGUUUGCAAAAUUGAUUUCGGCACACACAUUAAGGGACGCAUUAUCGAUUGCGCCUUCACAUUGACAUUUAACAAUAAGUACGAUAAACUCUUGCAAGCGGUCAAAGAAGCCACCAAUACGGGUAUCAAAGAGGCCGGUAUUGAUGUGCGUCUAUGCGAUGUUGGCGCUGCCAUACAAGAAGUUAUGGAAUCAUAUGAAUUGGAGUUAGAUGGCAAGACAUAUCCAAUCAAGUCAAUAAGAAAUCUGAAUGGCCAUUCCAUCAGUCCAUAUCGUAUUCACUCUGGCAAGACUGUGCCAAUUGUCAAAGGUGGUGAAUCGACACGCAUGGAAGAGAAUGAGUUCUACGCUAUUGAGACUUUCGGUUCAACCGGUCGCGGUCUCGUGCAUGACGAUAUGGACUGUUCGCAUUACAUGAAGAAUUUCGAUGCACCAUUCGUGCCAUUGCGUUUGCAAUCGUCCAAACAGUUACUCGGUACAAUCAAUAAACAUUUUGGUACGUUGGCGUUCUGUAAACGUUGGUUGGAUCGUGCCGGUGCCACCAAGUACCAAAUGGCGUUGAAGGAUCUGUGCGAUAAGGGUGUAGUGGAAGCUUAUCCACCACUCUGCGAUAUCAAGGGUUGCUACACAGCCCAGUACGAACAUACAAUUAUGUUGCGCCCAUCAUGUAAAGAAGUUGUAUCGCGUGGCGAUGAUUAUUAGUACAUACAUAUAAAGCAAAAACAAAAACAAAUAUGUACGCGCAUUCGCUAAAUUUUAAUGUAAAAAAGGAAGUAUGCAAAUUGAAUUUGUUUUAAUAAUUAUAAUUUUAUCUAGUACUGCUCAAUGAAAUUAACACGUGAAGUUUACCAAAAUUUGAAAUUAUUUUCCUUAAAUGUGUAUAACACUCAAAAUACUAAGAAUUGGCAAAAGAAAAACGCUCUAAUCAUCUAAAAAUCGCUAAAAAACAUUGUUAAAUUAUUAUUGGAAAGAAAAAUUCUUUGAGCAUAAUAUACCAAUACAUGAAACGCAUACGUGAUCAAGUGAUCAAUUCGAUCUAAAAAAAUGUUUAUAUCUGCUUCUUAGUAAUCAAUUUUGUAAUACAUACAUACAUGCAUAAAGCAUUGAAGUUAAAAAGAAAAAGUAAAAUAAAGCAUGUUUAUCAACAAACCCAAAUGAAAAGUUACAUUCAA
Messenger RNA from Zeugodacus cucurbitae (melon fly), 2063 nucleotides. It is a transcript of the gene und, whose product is annotated as methionine aminopeptidase 2. Gene Ontology annotation, molecular function: metalloaminopeptidase activity. Lineage: Eukaryota; Metazoa; Arthropoda; Insecta; Diptera; Tephritidae. The record is from RefSeq and is a predicted model, not a curated record. The transcript has 3 exons. Bases 157 to 1593 code for a protein of 478 amino acids. Gene Ontology annotation, biological process: proteolysis.